Leptosia nina is the source of this 1734-nucleotide messenger RNA. The record is from the annotation of a GenBank genome assembly. Lineage: Eukaryota; Metazoa; Arthropoda; Insecta; Lepidoptera; Pieridae.
AUGGUGUAUCUUAUGAGACAUUAUAGUGAUAUAAAUUCAUUGCAACAAAUCAAGCAGUCUUUACUUAGUGGUCUUCAUCAGGACUAUUUUGUUCCUAUGAGUUUGAAAAAAAUCAACUGGCAUAACUACAAACAGAUAAACUAUGAAAGGAAACGAGUGGGUAUUGGGGAGCAAGGAAUUCCAGCACAUUUAUCCAAAAGGGAAGCAGGCAUUGAGAAAGAGCUUUACUCAGUCAAUGGGUUCAACGGAGCUCUGAGUGAUAAAAUACCCUUGAACCGAUCACUUCCUGAUAUAAGACAUAUAAAAUGUCAAAAACGGACAUACAUAGAAUCACUACCAACUGUUAGUGUAGUUGUGCCAUUCCAUAAUGAACAUUGGAGUACCUUACUCCGGACUGCUGUGAGCGUACUCAACAGAUCCCCCGACUUUCUGAUUAAAGAAGUAAUCCUCGUAGAUGAUGCUAGUACCAAAGACUUUUUAAAAACGAAGCUAGAUGACUACCUUGCAGAGAAUUUGCCUAAAGUAAAGGUGAUAAGACUGCCAACUCGCAGUGGCCUGAUAACGGCUCGCCUGGCAGGAGCCAAGCAGGCUACAGCCGAUGUCCUUCUAUUUCUGGACUCACAUACCGAAGCUAAUGUCAAUUGGUUGCCUCCACUGUUAGAACCGAUAGCUCUGGAUUACCGUACAGUGGUGUGUCCGUACAUCGACGUUAUAGCGUACGAUACGUUUGAGUAUCGCGCACAAGACGAAGGCGCCCGCGGUGCCUUCGACUGGGAGCUGUACUACAAACGCUUGCCGUUACUCCCAAAAGAUAUACGCAAUAUGCCUGAACCGUUCGAGAGUCCGGUUAUGGCGGGUGGAUUAUUUGCGAUAUCGCGAACGUUCUUCUGGGAGCUGGGCGGUUACGACCCUGGAUUAGAUAUUUGGGGAGGUGAACAAUAUGAACUUAGUUUUAAGAUUUGGCAAUGUGGUGGUCGCAUGGUGGACGCGCCCUGUUCCCGUGUGGGGCAUAUUUAUCGCAAGUUCGCCCCGUUUCCCAAUCCUGGACACGGGGACUUCGUGGGGCGGAACUACCGCCGCGUAGCCGAAGUGUGGAUGGACGAAUACGCGCAGUACUUGUACAAACGCCGACCGAACUAUUUGAAGAUCGACACGGGAGAUAUUUCAGAGCAGAAGGCGCUACGAACGAAACUGCACUGUAAGCCGUUUAGGUGGUUCAUGACUCAGAUCGCAUUUGACUUGCCAGUGAAGUACCCGCCGGUCGAACCUAAUCCUUUCGCUGAAGGAAGGAUACGGCCGUCAACGCACCCGCAACUGUGCGUAGACGCACAUCAUGGGGCUCAAAUGGAAAAGUUGCAACUGAAGACCUGUUCUGAUGGAUCGGCGGCGGAACAGAGAUUCAUACUAUCCUGGCAUAAGGAUAUUAGAUCUAAAAGUCGAAACAUGUGCUGGGAUCUACCGGAGUCGGCGCCCAAGAGCCCGAUCGUACUGUAUUCCUGUCAUCUGGGAGGCGGGAACCAGCUAUGGAGGUAUUACCCCGACACUAAACGGCUGAAACACGGCACAAACGACAUCUGCCUUGACUGGGAUCCACCUUCACGGGCCCUAUACAUCAAACCGUGUGACGCGGAGAGCACUACGCAGGAGUGGAUCGUUGAUCACGUGGACUACGAAAUGAUGGGGAAGUGGGAGACAGUCGCCAAGCGAGUCACUGGCCCCAGUGAGGACUAUUAA